Molecule: messenger RNA, 1200 nt
Organism: Loa loa (African eye worm)
Lineage: Eukaryota; Metazoa; Nematoda; Chromadorea; Rhabditida; Onchocercidae
Product: tubulin alpha chain
Exons: 10
Biological process (GO): mitotic cell cycle; microtubule cytoskeleton organization
Cellular component (GO): microtubule; cytoplasm
Molecular function (GO): structural constituent of cytoskeleton; GTP binding
Source: RefSeq, a predicted model, not a curated record
CGUGAGUGUAUUUCUAUACAUAUUGGUCAAGCAGGUGCCCAAAUUGGCAAUGCAUGUUGGGAGUUGUAUUGUCUAGAACAUAAUAUUGGUAAAGAUGGAAAAGUUGCAGAGGAGGGAAGCCUAUCCGGAAUACAAAAUCGAAAACCGGAAAAUCAGUCUAUCACAACAUUCUUCUCGGAAUCAUCUGGUGGCAAAUACGUUCCUCGAGCUAUUUACAUUGAUUUAGAGCCUACUGUACUUGAUGAAAUUCGUUGUGGUCCAUUCAAGCAACUUUUUCAUCCGGAACAAUUAAUUAGUGGUAAAGAAGAUGCAGCUAAUAACUAUGCACGUGGCCAUUAUACUAUCGGUAAAGAGCAUAUUGAUAAGGUGUUGGAUAAAAUUCGAAAACAGACGGAACAAUGUAUGGGAUUACAAGGUUUUUUGGUAUUCCAUAGUUUUGGUGGUGGUACUGGAUCCGGAUUUUCAUCACUACUAAUGGAACGACUUUCUGUUGAAUAUGGUAAAAAAUCAAAACUUGAAUUUAGUAUCUAUCCAGCACCACAGGUAUCAACAGCUGUUGUUGAACCAUAUAAUUCAAUUCUAACCACUCAUACAACAUUGGAGCAUUCCGAUUGUUCCUUUAUGGUUGACAACGAAGCAAUUUAUGAUAUUUGUCGUCGAAAUCUUGACAUCGAAAGGCCAUCAUAUGUCAAUUUAAAUCGGCUUAUUGCGCAAAUUGUUUCAUCCAUUACCGCAUCAUUACGUUUCGACGGCGCUUUAAAUGUUGAUUUGACUGAAUUUCAGGCAGUAUGCUUACUGUAUCGUGGUGAUGUUGUACCGAAAGAUGUAAAUGCUGCAAUUUCUAUGGUUAAAACAAAACGUGGAAUACAAUUUGUUGAUUGGUGUCCGACUGGAUUUAAAGUUGGCAUUAAUUAUCAACCACCAACUGUUGUCCAUGGUGGCGAUCUAGCAAAGGUACAUCGAGCCGUUUGUAUGCUAUCAAAUACUACCGCAAUAGCUGAAGCAUGGGCUCGAUUGGAUCAUAAAUUUGAUUUAAUGUAUUCAAAACGUGCAUUUGUUCAUUGGUAUGUUGGUGAAGGUAUGGAAGAAGGUGAAUUUACGGAAGCACGUGAAGAUUUAGCUGCAUUAGAAAGAGAUUAUGAUGAGGUUAGUAAAGAUUCCGCAGCACUUAGCGAUGAUGAAGAAGGAAGUGAAUAUUAA